UCUUUGAGGAGACGGCUACUGUGGAAAUCACAUCGGGGCUGCCCAGGACGCCCGACCAGCCUGAUCCCAAACUUGUCGACAGGUGUCGGGGGAGAGGCACACAUCCAGCCCCACUCUUGGUCUCAGGCAGGAGGGAUACUGACUCAUCUCAGCAGAAACAAACUGCAGUGCGAUGGUGACCAGACUAAGUCCUCUGGGAAGGAUCCUGCUCUUGAUGGGGAUGCUUCUCGCCAUCUCCUUAUUCACUGUGGCAGAGGACCAGGGGCCCGAAAAGGGGGUCACUUUCAGCCAUGUUUACAAGAUUGGCACAGACUGCAAGGUGGGGUCUCAGGCCAUCCUUUCCACUGACCAGAACACUGACUCCCAGGGUGCCAUGCAGGAGUUGACUGUGAACGGAGAGAACGACGUCGUCUUCAAGCACAACAUCCGCCUGCAAACACCCUCGUGCAGCUGUGCCGACUCGGAGGACUUCAAGUCCCUACUCUACCGCGUCAACGGCUUAGAGGAGGAGGUGACCUUCCUGAAAGCCCAGUGUGCCCAGGGCUGCUGCAAAUCAGCAGGCAUGGACACGAGCUGCAGUGGCCAUGGCACGUUCCAGCACGACACGUGUAAUUGUCUGUGUAACCCGGGCUGGCAGGGUCCUGACUGCUCCGUGUCGACGUGUCCUGACGACUGCAACGACAACGGCCGCUGCGUGGACGGACGCUGCGUGUGCCACGCCGGCUACGGUGGGGACGACUGCAGCCAGCUCCUCUGCCCCGACAACUGCAACGACAAGGGCCACUGUGUGGACGGCAAGUGCGUCUGCUUCUCACAUUUCACAGGGGAGGACUGCAGUGUCCAGCGGUGCCUCAACGACUGCGUCGGAAAUGGCCGUUGUGUGGAUGGACGCUGCAUCUGCGAUGAGGGAUUCUUUGGCGACGACUGCUCCAUGGUGAUGGGUCCCAAAGAGCUGCGUCUGCUGGAGGCCACCGAGAUGUCUCUGCUGGUGGAAUGGGACUUCGUCAGAGGAGCCGAGUACUAUGUGCUGACUUACCACCCAGAGGGCGACGAGGGGGCGCUCAUCACCGUCAAUGUCCCCAACACAGAGAACUCCUAUUUAAUCACUGGCCUUGUCCCGGGGCUCACCUACGUUGUACAGGUGUAUGCUGUUAUCAAGGAGAUCAACAGUGAAUCUGUCAGUCUAGAGGCCGCUACAGAGCUGUCUUCUGUUAGCGGCAUCCGUGUGUUGGGUCAGACAGAGGACUCCAUCCAGGUGGACUGGAAGAACCCCGACAUAGAGUUGGAUCAUUUCCGACUAACCCAUGCCAGUCCGGACGGAGAAGAAGGGACAGAGACUGUGGCCAUGAGUGCAGAGGCCAGAACCAAGCACACCAUCGUGGGUCUGCUCCCUGGCACUGAGUAUCUGAUAACAGUACAGACUAUCAAAGGAACGUCAGAGGGCAAGGCAUCAUCCGUUACUGGACACACAGACAUUGACUCCCCAUCCAACCUGAUGACGAGAGAAGUGACCGAGAGCACCGCGACUGUGACAUGGGACCGAGUGCAGUCGGAGAUCGAUGGCUACAAGCUGAGCUACGUCUCAGCCGAAGGCUCCAGCCAGGAGAUCUCUGUCAGCGCGGACACCACCACCUACCAGCUGACCGGCCUCAGACCGGGAGUCAUCUACACCGUCUACAUCUGGGCCAUCAAGGGCUCUCGUUCUAGCAGGAAGAGCUCCACUGAGGCCGAGACAGACAUAGAUGCCCCUACUAACCUCUUGACCAGAGAGGUGACGGAGUAUUCAGCACUGGUAUCGUGGGACCGGGUACAAGCAGAGAUCGAUGGCUACAUGCUGAGCUACACCUCAGCUGAUGGAUCCAGCCAGGAGAUAUCUGUGGGGGCAGACACCACCACCUAUCAGCUGACCGGCCUCAGUCCGGGAGUCAUCUACACCGUCUACGUCUGGGCCAUCAAGGGCUCUCGCUCCAGCAGGAAGAGCUCCACCGAGGCCGAGACAGACAUAGAUGCCCCUACUAACCUCUUGACCAGAGAGGUGACGGAGAAUUCAGCGCUGGUAUCGUGGGACCGGGUACAAGCAGAGAUCGAUGGCUACAUGCUGAGCUACACCUCAGCUGAUGGAUCCAGCCAGGAGAUCUCUGUGGGGGCAGACACCACCACCUAUCAGCUGACCGGCCUCAGUCCGGGAGUCAUCUACACCGUCUACGUCUGGGCCAUCAAGGGCUCUCGCUCCAGCAGGAAGAGCUUCACCGAGGCCGAGACAGACAUAGAUGCCCCUACUAACCUCUUGACCAGAGAGGUGACGGAGAAUUCAGCGCUGGUAUCGUGGGACCGGCUGCAGGCAGAGAUCGAUGGCUACAUGCUGAGCUACACCUCAGCUGAUGGAUCCAGCCAGGAGAUCUCUGUCGGGGCAGACACCACCACCUAUCAGCUGACCGGCCUCAGACCGGGAGUCAUCUACACCGUCUACGUCUGGGCCAUCAAGGGCUCUCGUUCUAGCAGGAAGACUUCCACUGAGGCUGAGACAGACAUAGAUGCCCCUACUAACCUCUUGACCAGAGGGGUGACGGAGAAUUCAGCGCUGGUAUCGUGGGACCGGGUACAAGCAGAGAUCGAUGGCUACAUGCUGAGCUACACCUCAGCUGAUGGAUCCAGCCAGGAGAUCUCUGUCGGGGCAGACACCACCACCUAUCAGCUAACCGGCCUCAGUCCGGGAGUUAUCUAUACCGUCUACGUCUGGGCCAUCAAGGGCUCUCGCUCUAGCAGGAAGACUUCCACUGAGGCUGAGACAGACAUAGAUGCCCCUACUAACCUCUUGACCAGAGAGGUGACGGAGAAUUCAGCACUGGUAUCGUGGGACCGGGUACAGGCAGAUGUCGAUGGCUACAUGCUGAGCUACACCUCAGCUGAUGGAUCCAGCCAGGAGAUCUCUGUCGGGGCAGACACCACCACCUAUCAGCUAACCGGCCUCAGUCCGGGAGUUAUCUACACCGUCUACGUUUGGGCCAUCAAGGGCUCUCGUUCUAGCAGGAAGAGCUUCACCGAGGCUGAGACAGACAUAGAUGCCCCUACUAACCUCUUGACCAGAGAGGUGACGGAGAAUUCAGCGCUGGUAUCGUGGGACCGGGUACAAGCAGAGAUCGAUGGCUACAUGCUGAGCUACACCUCAGCUGAUGGAUCCAGCCAGGAGAUCUCUGUCGGGGCAGACACCACCACCUAUCAGCUGACCGGCCUCAGUCCGGGAGUCAUCUACACCGUCUACGUCUGGGCCAUCAAGGGCUCUCGCUCCAGCAAGAAAAUCUCCACCGUGGCCGAGACAGAGAUUGACGCACCCAGAAACCUGCGGGCCACCGACAUCCAGCUGGAGUCUGCAGCUCUGAGCUGGACCGCACCUCAGGCCGAUAUAGAUGGCUACAUCCUCACCUACAGGGCCGAGGAUGGAAGCAUGCAGACUGUUGAGAGGAAGCUGAAGAAGAGGGAGAACAAGUUUGCUCUGAGUGGCCUUCUGACAAGCAAGAAGUAUAUAGUCACUCUGAUUGCCUACCGCGGAGCCAAGAGAAGCAGACUGGUGGAGACUACUUUCAACACAGUGGGUUUGGCCUACCCAUUCCCUAUGGACUGUCUCCAGCACAUGAAGAAUGGCAACCUGACCAAUGGUGUGUAUACCAUCUACAUCAACAACGACCGCAGCAGGCCCAUCCAGGUGUACUGUGACAUGACCACUGAUGGUGGUGGAUGGCUGGUGUUCCAGAGACGUAACAGCGGAAGGCUGGACUUCAUGAAGCGCUGGAGACAGUACAUUCAAGGAUUUGGUGAACUGACGGAUGAAUUCUGGCUCGGUCUGGACAAGAUCUAUGAGCUGACAAACACUCCAACUCAGUAUGAGUUGCGCUUUGACCUGGGCUUGGGUUCGGAGCGUGCCUACGCUGUGUACGACAACUUCAAGAUUGCACCUGUUAAGCAGAAGUUUACUCUCACCGUUGGCAAUUACAGAGGAAAUGCAGGUGACGCCAUGACCUACCAUCAGGGAAGGAACUUUACCACUGUGGACAAUGACAAUGACAUUGCCCUAAGUAACUGUGCUCUGAUGCACCGUGGGGCCUGGUGGUACAAAAACUGCCAUCUGGCUAACCUCAAUGGCAAGAUUGGAGACAACAGGCACAGUAUGGGAAUGAACUGGGAGCCAUGGAAGGGUCACCUCAUGUCUCUGGACUUCAGUGAGAUUAAGAUCCGUCCAGUGGGUGCGUUCAGUCGGAAGAGGAGGUCACUGAUGGCCAAGGAGAAGAAGAGGCUGGCUAAGACUAAAUGAGUAAAACAGACGAGAAGGCAAAGCCCAAGAACACCAACAUACACACUUACCCUCGUUCAAUACAAGAGACGGAGAUGAGGCCAUGGGGAGUCAGUAACUCUUCACAAUACUGUAGAAUCUUACCUUGUCUUGAACCCUAUGCAUCCAUAUUUUAAAAUAGGAUUUUUGUAUCAUAAUUCUUUAUUUUAUAUAAAUAGAUUUACUAUGACAGAUUGUAUUUUGUAACACAGGGCAAAAGGGGCAUUCCUAAAUACGGAGUAUGCUGUUCUUUCAAUGUCUGUCUACAUUACACAUUCAGAUUACACAACAUUGUUGUUAAUUACUGUAGCACAAGUACUCAUUACUUCUUAAACUGCUCAUUUUUUAAACUGCUAAUUUCAUAUUUGUUACAUACUGUAGACGGCUGAUACUGUAUGGGAAAUAGUCUUGGCUAUAUCAUUGGCUUGUUUUGUUCCAAAUCUUUUCACCAGCAUCAACUGUCCUCUGCUUUACGUCUGAUUAUUUGUUUUCCACAUCGCCUGCCCACUCCACAUGCGGGCGGCUUGUGUUAGAGAAUGUUGUAUGAUAUAAUGUAAACAUAUGAUUGUACGUUCCAGUGUGUACUGUAGUUGUACUAUAUUUGUGCCACGAGUCUGUGUCACACUAUUUCACAGAUAAUUAAAGUGUCCUGAAAUGGACCGCA
This is a messenger RNA of Alosa sapidissima (American shad), 4991 nucleotides long. It is a transcript of the gene tnn, whose product is annotated as tenascin N. Gene Ontology annotation, molecular function: protein binding. The record is from RefSeq and is a predicted model, not a curated record. The transcript has 20 exons. The coding region runs from base 173 to 4309 and encodes 1378 amino acids. NCBI's taxonomy places the organism in Eukaryota, Metazoa, Chordata, Actinopteri, Clupeiformes, Clupeidae.